Messenger RNA from Aspergillus niger, 804 nucleotides. RefSeq lists its product as uncharacterized. The record is from RefSeq and is a predicted model, not a curated record. NCBI's taxonomy places the organism in Eukaryota, Fungi, Ascomycota, Eurotiomycetes, Eurotiales, Aspergillaceae. The transcript has a single exon. Bases 1 to 804 code for a protein of 267 amino acids.
AUGCUUUUGGAACACUCCAAUCAUGCGCCCUGUCUCUCGCUUGGUGAACUGAACGAGCAUAUUGCUGAUCGAUUCCGCAAUGCCAUACUGGAUGGGUCCGACGUCGAUGGACUCCUUGCCAACCCCUUGUAUCGGAAAAAUACCUUUAUUUCCGUUACGAUGACCAUGAUGUGGGAAUUUAUUUUUACACGUUAUCUCUUUGGCUUGGACAGACCGAUAUGCUCAGCAAUCAAGCGGCUAGAGAAGGAAUUGGCUCAGACUUUACCACGAGAAGCAGUUCAUCGCUGGCGAGCCACAACGUUGUACUUACUGGCACAGGAUAUGGAGUUGAAAAGCCAGAAAGGACAUGAUAUUCUAGUGAUUUCGAUUGAAAUUAUCGAUGCACUGAUGUCUAUGCUACCGGAAGGGAGACCACAUGAUUUUCGCCUGGGCGAGCAGCUCUGCAAGCUAGUGCACAGCGCUGUGGACAUCUCUGUUAAAAUGCGUACGCAGCCGGCAGACUACAUCAUGUUACCUCCUCUUCAGCCUGAGUAUGACAGUCAAGGAGAUUUGACAAGCCAGAUUUUCUUCAACGCCUCCUUGAUGCAUGAUCAAAGAGGCGUGUAUGCAUCAGAUGAAGAAGCAGAAACCGAACACGCGGUGGUUCGUUUAGUCCUUUUUCCAUUAGUAGUAAAGAAGGGCGACGACAAGGGCAAAGGAGACGAAGAAGUGGUUGUUUAUCGAGCUCAGGUCGUCGUGGCAGAAGAGCAGAGCGAACGGUCGGCUCCUGAAUCAGAGAUCAAAGCUCAAGCCCCUGGCUCCUGA